UAGCGUUAACUGCGAGGAUCUGCCGUCUGCUUUACACUCCCAAGUGCCCCAAAAACUCAUCUUCUUCAAAUCACCACCAAACAUGGCUGCUGUAGCAUCAUCAAGCCUGAUUUCUCCUCUUCAUUCUCCUUCCCAUGGUAAAAAAGACUAUGACUGUCCUCCCAUUUCUACUUCUUUUGUUCCCAGGUUUAGAGAUUCCCAUUUAUCUAAGCCUAAACCUACACUGAAACGCUCAAGGAAUGCUUCAGUUCUUCCUCUAAUCAGAGCCCAAAACGCUCCUGUUGAUUAUACCCCCGGCGCAGAAUUUUAUAAAGUUGAGGCGAUUAUAAGACCAUGGCGAGUUCAGCAGGUUUCUUCGGCUCUUCUUGAAAUGGGUAUUCGUGGUGUUACGGUCUUUGAUGUUCGAGGCAUUGGUGCUCAAGGUGGUUCAACAGAGAGACACGGAGGCUCAGAAUUUUCCGAAGACAAAUUUGUUGCUAAAGUCAAGAUGGAGAUUGUGGUGAGCAAGGACCAGGUGGAAUUCGUGAUAGACAAGAUGAUUGAGGAAGCAAGGACCGGUGAGAUUGGUGAUGGCAAGAUUUUCUUGAUACCUGUAGCGGAUGUUAUAAGAGUUCGCACAGGUGAGCGCGGAGAUAAAGCUGAGAGGAUGACCGGAGGCCGUGCUGAUAUGUCGGCCACUACCUUGACCUAAGUUAUGAUAUCGAUGCCGCUGAUUAGUAGAGCAUCCACUGCCUGCUGCUGCAUGUUGUAGACAUAGAGAAGCUUAUGAUAAUACUUCCAUUCUUCUGUAUUAAUAUUUCCUGAUGCUGAAAUGAAUAAUUAAAAGAAAGGAUUUAACCA
This is a messenger RNA of Hibiscus syriacus, 840 nucleotides long. Its product is annotated as nitrogen regulatory protein P-II homolog. The record is from RefSeq and is a predicted model, not a curated record. Gene Ontology annotation, cellular component: cytosol; chloroplast thylakoid. The transcript is spliced from 8 exons. Gene Ontology annotation, biological process: regulation of nitrogen utilization. The coding region runs from base 83 to 691 and encodes 202 amino acids. Lineage: Eukaryota; Viridiplantae; Streptophyta; Magnoliopsida; Malvales; Malvaceae. Gene Ontology annotation, molecular function: ATP binding; enzyme regulator activity.